This is a messenger RNA of Labrus mixtus (cuckoo wrasse), 833 nucleotides long. It is a transcript of the gene lsm2, whose product is annotated as smx5. Gene Ontology annotation, biological process: mRNA splicing, via spliceosome. Lineage: Eukaryota; Metazoa; Chordata; Actinopteri; Labriformes; Labridae. Bases 89 to 376 code for a protein of 95 amino acids. Gene Ontology annotation, cellular component: catalytic step 2 spliceosome; U6 snRNP; precatalytic spliceosome. The record is from RefSeq and is a predicted model, not a curated record. The transcript is spliced from 5 exons. Gene Ontology annotation, molecular function: RNA binding.
AAUUACAUGUGGGUCAGUCGCUAAGAUACGACGUUAAGUGAAACGUCAUCAACGUCAGACACACUACCACAAGAAACCAGCAGCAAUAAUGCUUUUCUACUCGUUUUUCAAGUCCCUGGUGGGGAAGGAUGUAGUGGUGGAGCUCAAAAACGACCUGAGCAUCUGUGGAACUCUUCAUUCUGUUGACCAGUACCUGAACAUCAAACUCACAGACAUCAGCGUCACAGAUCCUGAGAAGUAUCCACACAUGCUGUCGGUGAAGAACUGUUUCAUCCGUGGCUCCGUGGUCCGGUACGUUCAGCUGCCUGCAGAUGAAGUGGACACACAGCUCCUGCAGGACGCCGCACGAAAAGAAGCCAUGCAGCAGAAGCAGUGAUUGACCUGCAGGGUGGGCUUUAUUUCAUGGGGUGGGCAGGGUGGGGAAACUUUUUUUUGUUGUUCUUGGAUAUUUGGUAAUGUUAGUUUUGACUUCAGAUCAUUUAAAGAUGAUGAUACAGUUUGAGACGUAUUGAUCAUUUUCCUCUCAUUGGAGAGAGAAUUUAGUUUCAUUCCUGACUCUUUUUUUUUUUUAAUCAAUAAUUUCACACACCAAAAAAAUCAUCAUUGGAAUUGAUCUUUGCCCCACAGGCUUUGUAGGCAGCUUCAUUUGAUACUGUCUUUUGUUUUAUUUUAUCUUAAAGGAAUAGAUCUAAGCACCAUUUAGAGCCCAGUUGUGGUAAAAAAUCUCUUUAUCUGUUUCUGUUUCAAAAACACUGUUCAUUCACCUCAAAAAUAAUGACUUGGUUUUUUUUUAUGUCACUUUGAAAUAAAACAAUAUUUUAUUUAUAUUUGAA